Messenger RNA from Ostertagia ostertagi, 618 nucleotides. NCBI's taxonomy places the organism in Eukaryota, Metazoa, Nematoda, Chromadorea, Rhabditida, Trichostrongylidae. The record is from the annotation of a GenBank genome assembly.
UCGAGACUCGCUUUCAAAUAUUGUUCUCAGCAUCUGUUUACCUGCAAUCUUCAGAGUUCUGCUCACAUACUCCUACUCACUCGCUCGCCGAACUUCGCCGGACUCCCCGUCUUUGUGAGUGACUCUGUCGCCGAGGGUGUCAAAAUAAACGCUCAUCGAAACGUACUCGUUGCAUGUUCCAAUUACUUUAAAGCCAUGUUCACAAGCGAUAUGGUUGAAAGCCGCAAACAAGAAAUAGAAAUGGUGGACAUGAAAGCCUCAACGCUCGAGAGUCUCGUCAACUUCUGCUACUCUGGUACAAUCAAGAUCAGUGCCAGUAACGUAUUGAGUGUUCUGCCGGCUGCUUGCCAACUUCAGUUGAACGAAAUUCCAGGUCAGGCUGUUGUAAUUGACCAGUGUUGUGAGUUCCUGAAAAAUGAAUUGACCACUUCGAAUUGUCUAGGAAUUCGAGCAUUUGCCGACACUUAUGCAUGUCCAAAGCUUUUCCAAUGUGCUAACAAGUAUAUUCUGAAUAACUUCCAGGAUGUUGUCAACACUGAAGAGUUCCACCAGCUUCCCGUAAAACAAAUAGUUGAACUAAUUUCAAGCGACGAGCUAGUUGUAAUAACAGAAGAACAG